Malaclemys terrapin pileata is the source of this 3462-nucleotide messenger RNA. RefSeq names its product solute carrier family 6 member 2 (gene SLC6A2). The transcript is spliced from 14 exons. Gene Ontology annotation, cellular component: presynaptic membrane; neuron projection; plasma membrane. Bases 231 to 2111 code for a protein of 626 amino acids. Gene Ontology annotation, molecular function: dopamine:sodium symporter activity; norepinephrine:sodium symporter activity; neurotransmitter:sodium symporter activity. NCBI's taxonomy places the organism in Eukaryota, Metazoa, Chordata, Testudines, Emydidae. Gene Ontology annotation, biological process: sodium ion transmembrane transport; dopamine uptake involved in synaptic transmission. The record is from RefSeq and is a predicted model, not a curated record.
CGGGGCUCGGGCAGCCGGUGCUCCUGGGGCGGGGGGAAGCCGGCUCGGAGUUUGUGACUCCGUCCCGUGCACCCCUGGCGCGGGCAGCCUUAUUACGGCUUCUCCAGCCCCGCCGGGCCGGUGCGCACAGAGUCGCCUCCAGUAGGAAGUGCACUUCCGUUAUCUCCUUCUCCCCCACCCCCUCCGCCGCUCCCCCUCCUGAGCUCUCUUUCUGGGUGUUCAAGGCGAGGAUGAACAAACAGAUCCAGCCCGAGCGCAGAGUGUCGGCGGUGGCUCCCGUGCAGGACUGCUCCGGCCAGCAGCCGCCGAAGAAGGAUGUGGAGCUGCUUCUGGUGAAGGAGCAGAAUGGGGUCCAAUACACCAGCAGCAGCCUCCUGCCGGCCGCCUCCAGCCUCCACUACACCGCCGAGGGGCAGCCGGAGAGGGAGACCUGGGGCAAGAAGAUCGAUUUCCUUCUCUCGGUCAUUGGAUUCGCUGUGGACCUGGCCAAUGUCUGGAGAUUUCCCUACCUCUGCUACAAAAAUGGAGGGGGUGCCUUUCUUAUCCCCUACAUCCUCUUCCUAAUCAUUGCUGGAAUGCCCUUGUUCUACAUGGAGUUAGCACUGGGACAGUACAACCGGGAAGGGGCUGCUACGGUGUGGAAAAUCUGUCCAGUUUUCAAAGGUGUAGGCUAUGCUGUGAUACUCAUAGCUCUUUACGUGGGUUUCUACUACAACGUUAUCAUAGCUUGGUCUCUGUAUUAUCUGUUUUCAUCAUUCACAUUUGAGCUUCCCUGGACAAACUGCGGCAACAGCUGGAACAGCCUAAACUGUACAGAUCCCAAACUCUUCAACGCCUCGGUGCUUGGCAAUGGCACCAAGUACUCCAAGUACAAACUCACUCCUGCUGCUGAAUUUUAUGAACGAGGUGUACUGCAUCUGCAUGAAAGCAGUGGAAUCCAUGACCUUGGCUCACCCCGAUGGCAGCUUUCGCUGUGCCUCUUGGUGGUAGUAAUAAUUCUUUUCUUUAGUCUGUGGAAAGGAGUGAAGACUUCAGGAAAGGUUGUGUGGAUAACAGCCACUUUGCCUUAUGUUGUAUUAUUUGUAUUGUUAAUCCAUGGAAUCACAUUGCCUGGUGCAUACAAUGGAAUAAAUGCUUACCUUCACAUAGAUUUCAAAAGGUUAAAAGAAGCUACGGUCUGGAUUGAUGCAGCCACUCAGAUAUUCUACUCUUUAGGAGCUGGAUUUGGAGUUUUAAUUGCAUUUGCUAGUUAUAAUAAGUUUGACAACAACUGUUAUAGGGAUGCUUUGCUGACUAGUACAAUCAACUGUGUCACAAGCUUCAUAUCAGGAUUUGCAAUUUUCUCUAUACUGGGCUACAUGGCUCAUGAGCACAAAGUAAAAAUUGAAGAUGUAGCCACUGAAGGAGCUGGAUUAGUUUUCAUCCUUUAUCCAGAAGCCAUUUCAACCCUUUCGGGAUCAACAUUUUGGGCAGUGGUGUUCUUCAUAAUGCUUCUCACACUGGGCAUUGACAGUUCCAUGGGUGGAAUGGAAGCUGUCAUCACUGGGUUAGCAGAUGAUUUCCAAAUACUGAAGCGGCACAGAAAGCUUUUCACAUUUGGUGUCUCCUUUGGCACUUUCCUGGUGGCUCUUUUUUGUAUCACCAAUGGUGGAAUUUACGUCCUCACACUACUGGACACAUUUGCAGCUGGGACUUCAAUCCUGUUUGCUGUUUUAAUGGAGGCAAUUGGAGUUUCCUGGUUUUAUGGUGUGGACAGAUUCAGUGAAGACAUCCAGCAAAUGAUGGGCUUCAAACCGGGCCUCUACUGGCGACUGUGUUGGAAAUUUGUUAGCCCUGCUUUUUUAUUGUUUGUGGUGAUAGUCAGUAUUAUAAACUUCAAACCUCUGACCUAUGAUGACUACACCUUCCCUCUCUGGGCAAAUCGCAUUGGCUGGGGAAUAGCAUUAUCUUCAAUGAUCCUGGUGCCUGCCUACAUUAUCUAUAAAUUUCUGAACGUGCGUGGGACCUUUAAAGAAAGACUAGCUUACUGCAUCACACCUGAGAACGAACACCAUCUUGUGGCACAAGGGAACGUGAGGCAGUUUAAGCUUCAACACUGGCUAUCAAUAUGACAACUGACAGGUUGAGGAAAAAGCCAAUACAUUAAACUAAACUGGGAAUAAACGAAAAGUCAAGUUCAAAGCUCUCUUGAUUGUGUUUGGACCAGGCUGGCUCAGAGCUCAUCUACUGAUUCCUUUGAGGGAAGACAGCUUCUGCUCUCGGUUUUCUCUAUUACUUGGUUUCAAAUGAACUUACAGACUGGUUUUCCAUUUCCUUAUAUCUUUCAGUGCCAUGAGAUCCAUACUUGACCAAAUUUGUGAGCUUUGAUAGAGAUAGAAGUGGAGGAGGGAGCUGAAAAUCAGCAUUAAUUAAAGAAACUCUUGUCUUGGAGAAAUAAAUAAAAAACAUAAUUCCUUUUAAAAUCCCUGCCACAACGUUGUUUAGAGACCAACUAUAUACUCAGAGAUGGAUGCAUCUCAAUUAUGAGACAAGAGUGACUUUAAGUGCACAUUCAUGUCAUUUGCUUUCUUUCAGGACUAUCCUUUGGGAUAUAAUUUUGCAUCCUUCUGAAGUGGAGACUCAGUGCUUCACUUUCAGUGGUUUGUUAUUAGUCUCUUCUUUUGGUGAAGAAGGUUGUCUUUGCUGUAUAUGUCUGUGCCAUUUUCUGUGCAGUUGAACUAUACACACCGAAAGUAACAGGGAUGGAAUUAAAUUCCUAUUGUUGUGGCUAUUGAGUACAGAAAGUAGUUUUAACAAUAUGCUGUACUUAACAAUGCAAACAUAUUCCUUUAUGUCAGCUAUUAAAAUGGCUUUAUUUAUCACAUGAUCCAUAUUCUUCAGACUUUGAGUUAAGCACCAAAAAUAUUUACAAGUAGUCAGAUUUUCCUUCUACAUUCUGUUAUAUUGUGUGACAAAGAAUGUACAGUAUAUAUAAAUAUAUAGGAACACAGGCAAUGAUUUUUAGAAUAAGCCACUCUAUCCAGUGGCACCAAAAUAUCAAAUGUUGGCUUUGUGCGAGUGCACUAUUAUUAUAAAUGUCCUCUAGGUUCAACUGCCAGAACAUUUUAAGAGUUGUGUAGAACAUCUUGGAUGGAGGGGUCUUCUAGGCAUAACUCAAUUAUCUAGGCCUGCUCCCUCUCUUGUGUAUUUCAAGCAGCUUUAUGACAGCUAGAAAAUACAGAGCAAUCAUAGUGAGAUUGGAUGCUGUUCUGUAUAGUCUGUUUUAAAGUCAUAUCUUCCCAGUGAUCACUAGGGGUUGCAGUAACUGGGAAUUACUUAUUGCAAGAACUAUUCUAAAUUUUAGAGACAGCAGGUUCUCAGUUGAAUCUAGUCUGGAGUUAGAGCCUUAAUGCUGAAUUUCUUUGCCUUUAUAUGUUCAAUUCAGUUUCUUAAUGGUUUUUUAAAUAUAUGUAGUGUUUCCUU